This is a messenger RNA of Suillus subaureus, 1057 nucleotides long. RefSeq lists its product as uncharacterized. The transcript is spliced from 2 exons. The record is from RefSeq and is a predicted model, not a curated record. Lineage: Eukaryota; Fungi; Basidiomycota; Agaricomycetes; Boletales; Suillaceae. The coding region runs from base 59 to 925 and encodes 288 amino acids.
UGUAGAUCAACGUCUGAUAGAAUCAGAUUCGAGGACAAGUAUCAGUCGCAUUAUCAUCAUGAUUGCUACCUCCCCGGAAGUCUGCCCAUCUGGUUCAUAUGAACCGACCACUGCGGACAUUCUCAUGGUCAAGAAAUACUUCAAGUUAUUUUCCAUCUCACUUCCAGAUGAACUCAUCGAUGACAUUAUCGAUGCUGCCUCCUAUUGGGCACACACAUCUUUAACAGUUAAUGGUCAUAUUGUUGCCUGUGCCGACGGAGACAAGAUGUACAUGCGUACAUUGCCCCUUGCAGUGUAUGGCACAGAAGGAGACUUCCUACUCGAUAAAGAAAAUUUACAGGGAGAAGGGUUUGUCCUGGGCGGGCUACCUCCAACUGAGCUGGAGUGGGCGGCGCCCACACGUGCCAAACCCUUUCGCAAGAUCGAGUUUCAGCUAUGGAGUCAUGACCAGGGCUGGGGCGGUGAACUUGGUUGUCGAGGAACGUACAAUGGUGCUUACUCCUGGUUCGAUGCCAGUGUGGAGAGACUUCACUCCACUUCCUGUUUCACGGGAAGCAUCGAGUGGCCCUCUUCAUUCCUCUUCACCGCAGUUGAUGCCCUGAAUCUGCCAGACGACGUCACAUUUAUUCAAAAAGAUGUCAAGCGACCAUUCUUACCUUCUCCUUCCACUCUCCAGAAAAAUAUUGUUGCGGAAGGUCGAACAACACACCAUAUCAUCACUUGGACGGACCUUGAUGAUGUCAAAGAAAGUUCACCUGAAGCGAUUGCAGCUGAAAAUAGGGGACAGGGAUGGAAAUCAUACGAUGGUAGCUUUGUACGUGACUUGCAGGUCGGUGACUGCAUUACUUUGUGGAUGAGGGCUCGCUUCCCAGGCUGGAGCAACGAUGCUGUGAAGGCGAAGAUAACAGCAUUUUGGGCAGUAUAGACUGAUCUAGUCGGUGUCAAGAAAUGUGGACAAACCACCUCUUGUAUUAUGUAUAUCUGUACAUUCGAUGGGUAUCGUCUUCUACACGUACAGGAGAUUUCAAUCAAGGCUUUCAAGAUACAGAUCACAACA